Molecule: messenger RNA, 3314 nt
Organism: Branchiostoma floridae (Florida lancelet)
Lineage: Eukaryota; Metazoa; Chordata; Leptocardii; Amphioxiformes; Branchiostomatidae
Product: nose resistant to fluoxetine protein 6-like
Molecular function (GO): acyltransferase activity, transferring groups other than amino-acyl groups
Source: RefSeq, a predicted model, not a curated record
AAGGGAACUUCAACUGGCUCGGGAGCUACUCUCAAUGUGUGAAUGUCACCAAGAAGGGGUUCGGAAGCACCUUCGAUGCCAAGUACUACAUAGCAACACUGGUGCCUGUCCCGAAACCCGCACAGCUGUCUGUGGAGGCAUCAGGGUAUGGUGCGAUCACGCUACACCUGGGAGUCUGCGUCCCGAGCUCCUGUACUGCAGAUGACGUCAUACAGAGACUGGACAACAGUCUGUACUUCCGGCUGCUGGUUGAGAGAGGCACCUUGCAGGUGACGUCAGCCACGUCACCAGAAUCCGCCCCCAUGCACAGCAAGACUAUUGCUGCUAUCUGUGUCUGUAGCGUCAUCCUCAUGCUGGUCGUCAUGGGAACCGCGUAUGACGUCAUCAUCUACCAACCGAGGUUAGGCGCCAUCAAGAGCAGUAAGGACCCAAAAGACGAAAGGAACGGUGGAUUAUCGCAUCAGCACGUCGACAGCGAGCAGCCGAACGAGCGGACCCACCUCAUCAACUCGACUGAACAGAAACAAACAGAAGCAGUGGCGACAAAGGAAGAAAAUGUGUCCUGUCGUGUCCUCCUGUGCUUCUCCCUCUACACGAACAUCGGGAAGCUCCUAAGCACCAGUCAGGCUCCCGGAGCGAUCAAGUGUCUCCACGGCAUCCGCUUCCUCAGUAUGAGUUGGGUCAUCUUGGGGCACACCUACGCCUUCGCCGAACCUGUCAUUGAUAACGGAUCGCUGGCUCUGGAGGUUAUUGGACAGUUCACGUUUCAGGCUGUCGGAAACGCCUUCGUAUCGGUCGACUCCUUCUUCUUUCUAAGUGGCCUGCUGACCGCCUACCUGCUGCUGAAGCAGAUGCAGAAGAGCAGGGAGAAGGGGCAGUCCAUCCCGUACUGGAUGAUGUACGUGCACAGAUACUGGAGACUGACGAUGCCCUACGCGUUCGUGCUGAUGAUGUGGCUGUGCGUGUACCCGUACAUGUUCGUCGGCCCCUUCUGGCCAGGCGAGGCGCUAGACCCUGGCUGUCACGGGGCGGACUGGUGGAAAAACCUCCUCUACGUCAACAACGUCGUCAAUCCGGAGAGAGGGUGCAUGGGCUGGUCCUGGUACCUGGCGAACGACAUGCAGUUCUUCAUCAUCGGCGUUCCUCUCCUAUAUCUGAUUUUCAGAUGGCGUCCUGUUGGGUUUGCCUUGAAGCUGGCUCUUCUUCUCUCGAGCUUCAUCGCGACAGCGGUGAUCUGCUUACAUGAUAAACUCAGCCCCAGUAUUUACGGAAUGUCACAGCCGGAGUGGAUGGAGCACUACUACCUGAAGCCGUGGUGCCGGAUCGGUCCGUACCUGGUCGGCAUGGCGGUCGGGUGGCUGAUGGUCAGGAUCAAGGGAAGCUCUGUCAACCGAAAGACUAUGAUGAUAGUCGCUCCUGUUGGCUGGGCGGUCGCCACCGCCACUGCCCUAGCCGUGCUGUACGGACUGUACGGCACCUACCACGGGACCGUCAUGACCAACUCCGAGAACGCGUUCUACCUCAGCGUGCACCGGGCCGUGUGGGGCAUGGCGCUGGGCUGGAUGGUGCUAGCCUGCUUCUACGGAUAUGGAGGACUGGUGAACACGUUCCUAUCGUGGGAGCUGUGGGUGCCGCUGAGCCGGCUGACGUACUGCGCCUACCUGGUGCACCCCAUGGUCAUCUAUGUGGCUUUCUACACUCGGGAGGUUACCCUACACUACUCAACUCUUACCGUGAUCUAUUUCUUCCUGGGAAACUUGGUUCUGUCCUACGGCCUGGCGUUCCUGGUGUCCGUCACGGUGGAGGCGCCUCUUCUGGGGCUGGAGAAAAUUGUCUUCCGGAAAUAAUUCUGAGUUUAGCUUAGCUUUAUCGUUUGACCAGGAUAAUUACAUCUCACGUCUGGCCUGUGACAUAGGAUGAACAUAGGAUGUUGGAGUUUUCUUUUACUCAGCCAGUAAUGUAUCUCACGCGAUUGCGUUUCGACGCCUCAGAGUUUUUGAUGUCUGAUAGGCAUCGAAACGUAAGCAGGUGAGGCUUAACUACAGCUUGUUAUGAAAAAGAAACUCCAACAUCCUAUUCGUAGGUCCUUAUUGACAACGAAUAUAUGUACAAUAUUUACGUUACCAACAUAUAUAGUAGAACAAUAACCCUUUACACGUCAAUGCUGGUUAGACAUCCAGGUAAUAGGGUAGACAAUACAAAAGCUACAAAACUUGACCAGCAGGUGGAUAAGUUUUGUAAUUUGUCAGACAUUUCCGAUACUGUGGCAUCCGUUAUCUUUAUAAAUUACUGGCGAAAGACAGUGGGUGCUACCUGAAACUUCUGGUCGUUUACAAAACUUAUCCCCUUUGUUUUACUAACGUAUAGUUUUGUGAAUGAUUCUUUACAUAUAGAUACUAAUAAAGCCGAACUUUAAACAUAGGAGAUCAGCAAAAGACUACAUUGUUACUCCAAGCACAAACUCACUCAAUUUGCAGAAAGUCGGACAAUUCAUCAACCACUGCCUACAAAGAAGAAGUCAAACCCUACACUAGUAAACACAGUACCUUGUAGUAGAUUAGAAACCAAUGUUAUGUACUGAAUGACCUUACUCUUAUUUUGAGACUGUAUGUGCCUUCGGCCGUGAUUUUGCAGAUAAACUCUUCUAUAAAUAAAGCAAUGAAAAAAAAAAACUUAUUGAUUGCUAUUUUUACCAUCUGUUCUGGAAAGCCGUUGUUGUUCCCAUCUGACUUUGAUAGAAUGCGAGUUUGUUACAAAUCGAUGACCCAUAGUUUUGAAUGCUUAGAACUGUAAAAACACUGCCAAUUGUUGUCUUCUUCAAACUACGACACUCGACAGUAAUGAACAUAUAUGUAAACGUCAUCCAUGUAAAUUUAGAAAGAUGUUUUUAAUAUAAGUUACAGCGUGAUUCUUAAUGAUAGAUUUCUAUAUUUCCUUCAGUUGGGAGAACAGGUUAACCGUUACCUCAUUCUAGACUUUAAAGUUUAAACUUGUUGUGCUCAUCAUGUCAAUGUUCAUAGACGUGCCUCGCACUAGGAGACGCACAUAAGUAGCUGAGAACCAAACUGACUAGCAAACAGCAAAGGGAGGAACAGAGGCCGCCGGUUUCUGGCCUGAGCAUUUACACGGAAGCUUUAAAUCCAAGGGACUGCAUACAGGUAGCACUAUCAUAAAUUCCACAACGACAUGUGAAUAGAACACUAUGACGAACUACAUGUUAAUUUAGGAUAUAACGUUAACAGCUUUUUGGUGUAUCGAAUAGGUGCAAAAAACCACUCCAUGACCCAAAGACGCGUACAAUGUCAAUAUUUGAG